AUGCGAGGUCAAUCAGAGCUGGGUAACGGAAUGCUCUGCGCAGCGGACAAAAUCGCUGAUUCUCCGGGGACGGUGAAGGCAACGAUUGAGGUGGAUAUUCGCCACGUGAAAUUUCAUGGAGACUGGCGCGGGUUCGUACGUCUCCAGGCAAAUUUUCUGGUUUAUCAUGGACGAGAAACUGGCAUGGAUGUUCAGCUGAACAAAAUAUCAGUGAGCUCGAAUGUUUCGGAAGAUGUUCCAAAUAUCGAUGAUGCUGUAGUAGCUGCUCUUUCCCGUGGAUUCCAGAUAAACUCGACAGGGUCAAGCUCACGUCAGCUUACUCAGCAGGACAAUAUGAACACGAGUCAAUUAUCGCUUGAUAAGUCCAACACCUACAGCUCUGGAUACAGCUCGGCAAGAUACUCGCAGAAUGAAGUUUCGGGUGUGAAUUCAAGAAGGUUGAUUUCCGAAGAAGAAUCUGGACGAGAAUCAAGAGCAAGCAGAUUCAGUGUACGAGACGACGAGCAAACAAAAUCAAACCGUGAGCGAAAAAUCUCCAGAGAAAGUCGCCAUUCUGUCAAAAUUCAAGAGCGAAAUGACGCUGCUCUUUCAUCACAACCUCCAAAACCCAGUCGUGCUUCGAGAAACUCAACGAAUUCCUCGAGAACUCCGAAGAGCUCAAGGUCGUCGAGGUCGUCGCACGGCGCGUCUAGCAGACGAAAAGCGGUGGAGACUGUGAAGAUUUGUCCGGUCAGAAUCGAGCUGUAUCACGAGUGGGACAACAUCAAACCCCGUCUGAACGUAACCUACGGCUCGAAAACUGUCGCCUUCGACGGCAUCCAAAGUGAACAUGGCGAUGAAAUCUUCGAUUUCGACACUUCGUCGCCUCUCAUUGCGGAUUUCAAAAAUGACGACGUCGUUGAUUUGAGUCUUACUGUAAGAGAUCAGGGAAAAUGGCUGUCUAUUGGCAAAGGAACUGUGGACCUAGAAAACGUCCGGGACAACUCAAUAACGCUAGAAUUGUCGGACCCAGAAGAGACUAUUUGUGAGCUGACUUUGAAGGUCAAACGAUCCAAACCAAAGUCGGAAGUAAUUUUCGACGACCGGGUCCAAUUCAGCCCGUCCCGCCGGACCGACAUUUACCCAGAAUCCCAGGCCAACUCGACCAUCAGAACUUCCAUGGCAAUGACAGAAUCGAGCAUGGACGGCGUCGAAACUGACCAAAACACGCUAGAAACCUCCCACAACGAUCACGAUUCCUGGAUCGAUCAAAAUCUCGUUGAUGAAGUCUGUCGAGUACAUAAGCUUCCCUCCGACCGACAAAACGAUACUUCAACGCCUAUUCCUUCCCCACUCGCCCGAGGCGAUGAUCUCCGGUCAACACUCCCUAUCGCCCAAAACUACGGAAGCGACAAUCGACCGCGAAAAAUGUCCCUCCAGGAUGUCCCAAAGCAGCAAAAUCCCGUAAGCCGUAGAAAAUCAGAUCUUGAUUUGCUGCAAAUUCCGACAGAAAAUAGCAACAGAUUUCCAGCAUCUCCGAAAACGGGAAAGUCGGGUUUGAAGAAGUUCUUUGGAAAGUUCAAGAGGUCACGACCUGGCUCUAGAAAUCGCAGUGAAGUGACUACACCGACAAUUCCACGAAAAUAG
Oikopleura dioica is the source of this 1626-nucleotide messenger RNA. Lineage: Eukaryota; Metazoa; Chordata; Appendicularia; Copelata; Oikopleuridae. The record is from the annotation of a GenBank genome assembly.